AUGUCUACGUUACCCCAACCGUCGCGGCCCGCCGCGAACCCUUCGACGGGGUCCUUACCCCCGCUCUCAGCACCGAAAUCGAGAAAGAGUUUACCAGUCUCAUCUGACCACGCGAGGGCGCCUUCUCCGUCCCCGAUUUCUUCCAAAAUACGUGCCUCUCCUAGCCCAAGGCCAUCACUUAAUAAGACUGCACUGUCUAACUCGGCUUCCAAUCUGAGCUCCUCCAGGUCAAUAUCCGCUGGCCGAACUCCAAGCAGUCCCGAUAAAUCGCUACGCAGGACUAUUAGUAUUGCGGCAUUUCCCCAACCACCAAAGACAGGAAGUCGUCCUUCCACUGCAUCAUCAAUAUCAGGUAUUCAGAGUCUUCGCUCCUCUGGCAGUGUGAAGGUCAAAAGGAACUCUAGGUUAAGUGUGGGGACCAGCAGCAGCUACCGAAGUUCACAGACCCCAUCCUUACUGAAUGGCGGUGAUAAUAAAUCGAUUGUUGGUACAGAGGCGCGAGAUCCAGAGGCUUCACCAUCGCAAAGCCGGAGCUCUUCUGCCCAAGGGUCAUACUCGACAAGCGCAACCACUUUCGAGGAUGCAGAUGAUGUAACGGGUGCCCUCAAGCCUCAUUCGAAACCUAAGGAGGCCAAAGGGAACGUUAUAGUUAGUGUUCGAGUGCGCCCUGAUGUACACGGCACCGAGACAUCAAAAACCAAUAGCGAAUGGGCAGUGGAUGCACGUCAUAGCCUUAUCACGUUUAGCGGAAAGGAAGGAGGCGAUUAUUAUUAUGGUAACAAUAGCCCCUCAGCCAAUCCUUCUGCACAAAGGCUUACCCUUGUAUGUCAGAUAACGGUAAUGGAAGGUUAUCAUGGUACCGUCUUUGCAUACGGCAUGACUGGAACUGGUAAAACCUUCUCGAUGCAGGGAACUGCUACCUCUCCAGGGGUAAUCCCACUGGCAAUAACCGACAUAUUUUCCUUCAUCAGGGAGACUCCACAUCGAGAAUUCCUGCUUCGCGUUAGCUACCUUGAGAUCUACAACGAGAAGAUCCAUGACCUCCUUUCAGCCUCUGCUUCUGGCGGUGGUGGUUUGCCUCUCCAGCAGGAAGAAAUAAAGCUGCGCGAAGAUAGUAAACGAGGCGUGUAUGCUACUCCACUGAAAGAAGAGAUCGUACAAAGCCCGACACAACUUCUUCGUGUAAUUGCGAGGGGUGACCAUGCAAGAAGAACUGGAAGCACGCAGUUCAAUGCUCGCAGCUCCCGAAGUCAUGCAGUUGUCCAAAUCGUUGUUGAGAGUAGGGAACGAGUGCCCGCGGGCGCCACUCAGGACAGGCGAUCGGGCAUAGCCCCGGGAGGAGUCAGAGUAUCCACGCUUAGCUUGAUAGACUUAGCAGGAUCCGAACGGGCAGCUGACGACAAGGAACGGCGCACAGAAGGUGCUCACAUAAACAAAAGCUUACUUACCCUUGGGACUAUCAUAUCAAGGCUUUCGGAAACUAAGGACAAGGCUGGUAACCCGACUGAUCGCGACGGCAGACACCUGCCAUAUCGUGAUAGCAAACUCACGAGGUUGUUACAGCCAGCUUUGUCAGGGAAUUCACUAGUUAGCAUUCUUUGCACUGUUCAUCUUGGCGUAACCGGCAAUUCGAAUUCUGGCGAAACACUUAAUACUUUGAAAUUCGCGGCGCGAGCUAAAAACAAUAUCGUCAGCCACGCCAAACGGGCAGAAGAAGCGCUUGGUAGUGGUAGCAGUGACGCAGGCAGCCGUGUGCUUCUAGAACGCUACCGAAUGGAGAUUCAGGCCCUUCGAAGCCAGCUCGAGAGUCAAACGAAAGCACAAGCUGAGAAAGAGUUGAAAUUGGAAGAGCAGCAACUAGAAAAGGAGGCACAGGCACGCCACGAAGAGCAAAUGUUGGAAAUGCAAUUAGCUCGAACCGCUCUCAAAGAGCGCAUAGAGCAUCUCAAUCGGCUCAUUCUUUGUUCAAAAUCCACUGGUGUGAACAGCCAGGGAGCGAUGUCUACUCUCGGUCGACUAUCAAGAAUGUCGGCUGCCGAAUCGGUGGCUCGAUCUUUACGCUCUUCAGUCAGCCAGUCAACAUUGGGUGCGUAUGGGACAUCGUCUGUGCGGCCUGCAUCAUUCCUCUCCGUCAACAGUAACGAAGCUUUACCUUUCUCGAGUGGUUCAUUUGGCAACGAUGAGGAGGAAGAUAUCGUGGGGGAAUUUGCGGACGGAAAAGCAAGCGCUCAGAGGCAAAUCAUAGCCCUUCAGGCCGAUUUGAGUGACAAAAAUCGGUAUAUCUCCACUCUUGAGAGACGCCUCUUGCAGGCCCGGCGGUCCAGCCAUUCGCGAAUGUCAAUAGGCGUUAAAGCUGGGAGUGCAACUUCUGAAAGUCCAGAUAUGGCGGCUUUGCUACGUGAAAAGGAUAUGGAAAUCAACGAACUUCGACAACAGUUAGACGAUAAGGAUCGGAUGCUCGCUGCGCUCCGCUCUGCUGCCCGGCACCGAGACCUUGCGCAUCUCGCUACCGAUACAGACCUCAAGGAUAAAGGUGAGUAUCGAAGUGCCGACCCAGAUGUGAGCGACUCGCUAGCUAGCGACCAUAUGGCCAGUAUCCCUCCGCCUCACAAGGAGGACGAACUAAAUGACAGGAAAAAUAUGGAUGAUGAAAUGUCACGAAUCCUCAAUGAGAUGAUCCAAGAUCGGGUUGACAGUGGCCACUUAAUCAAGGGUUCCCAUGGGAGUGUCCGUAUCGCUACCGAAAGUCGACGGCCUUCUGACACCACGACGCCUGUUCAAAGCUUAACUCCAAGUAGCACUAUCCAUGACAAUAUCGAUCAUGAUUUCCAACCGGGAUAA
Messenger RNA from Aspergillus pseudotamarii, 2841 nucleotides. RefSeq names its product putative kinesin family protein (KipA). The transcript is spliced from 2 exons. The coding region runs from base 1 to 2841 and encodes 946 amino acids. Gene Ontology annotation, biological process: microtubule-based movement. The record is from RefSeq and is a predicted model, not a curated record. Gene Ontology annotation, molecular function: ATP binding; microtubule motor activity; microtubule binding. Lineage: Eukaryota; Fungi; Ascomycota; Eurotiomycetes; Eurotiales; Aspergillaceae.